Molecule: messenger RNA, 4047 nt
Organism: Sitophilus oryzae (rice weevil)
Lineage: Eukaryota; Metazoa; Arthropoda; Insecta; Coleoptera; Curculionidae
Product: xanthine dehydrogenase-like
Exons: 22
Coding region: 130-3915 (1261 amino acids)
Molecular function (GO): FAD binding; 2 iron, 2 sulfur cluster binding; iron ion binding
Source: RefSeq, a predicted model, not a curated record
UAGCAUUUUCGGAAAGUAAGAUAUUAGCAUCGACUUGAUAAACUUUUGCAUUUUUCUCAAACGAUAUCUCGUUAAAUUACGAAUACAAAGUUUGAAAUAACACACAAAAUUAGUUUUCCACCCAAUAUCAUGGAGAUACAAAAAGAAAUUAGGUUUUUCGUCGAUCACAAGGAACAUACUGUUGCAAUUAAAAAUGUUCCUCCUGAUACAACCCUCAAUACCUAUCUCAGAGACAACAUGCACCUCACAGCCACGAAAAAAAUGUGCCUGGAAGGAGGUUGUGGCACGUGUAUCGUGGCGGCAGAAAUGCUGGACAGCAAUGGAACCAAAAAAGUUCUAGCUAUAAAUUCUUGUUUGGUUUCGGUAUUUCAAUGCCAUGGUUGGAAAAUUCUUACCAAUGAAGGAAUAGGCAAUCCGACCAUUGGUUAUCAUAAAAUUCAGAAAACUCUGGCUGAUAAUAAUGGUUCUCAAUGUGGGUUUUGUUCGUCUGGCAUGGUGAUGAACAUGUACGCGUUACUAGAAUCCGGACCAAAAACACAAGCUCAAAUUGAAAAUUCCUUUGGAGGAAACCUAUGCAGAUGUACAGGGUACAGACCCAUAUUGACAGCUUUCAAAACACUAGCCUCUGAUGCUGAUCCUAAAAACAAAAUAGAGGAUAUUGAAGACGCCAAACCUUGUAAAAAAUCCAAAUGUGUCGACGUUUGUACGAGAAACUGUAAAAAAGCUCCGGUUUAUUUUGAACUGGGAGAAUCGAAGUGGAUUAAAGUGUACACACUAAGCGACUUACUCAAUACCUUGAAAACAGUUGGAUCAAAAACAUAUCAGUUAGUUGGAGGAAACACUGCAAGAGGAGUAUAUUGGCCAAAUUCUUUCCCAGAAGUCAACAUAGAUAUCACCAGUGUUGGUGAGUUGACUUCAUCAAGCGUGAGCGACGAUAGCGUUAUAUUGGGAGCAAAUUGUUCACUGACAUUCACGAUACAAAAAUUUCAAGAAAUCGCAUCACAGAAAGCUCAAUUUUCGUAUUUAAGUAAAAUGGCUGAUCAUAUCGAUCUAGUAGCUCAUGUACCUGUUAGAAAUAUCGGGACUAUAGCCGGGAAUUUGAUGACCAAGCAUCAACAUCAAGAAUUUCCUUCUGACAUAUUUCUUAUUCUAGAAACAGCCGAUGCCACUCUGGUUAUAGUUGAUCUGGAGGGGAAUACAACUAUGGUUUCACCCCAAGACUUUUUGAAACUUGACAUGAACAAAAAAGUUAUGAAGCAAAUUAUUCUCAAUGCUUACGAUAGCAACAUAUAUUCAUACACCAGCUAUAAAAUCAUGCCGAGAGCCCAGAACGCGCAUGCUAUGGUCAACGCGGGAUUUCUACUGCGUUUCGUACCAUAUUCCAUUCCAAAAAAGGUACAAACAGCCCGAAUAGUCUAUGGAGGCAUCAACCCUAACUUCGUACAUGCCAAAAACGCAGAGACUGUACUCAAAGGAAAAGCAAUAUUUGAUAAUAGUACUUUGCAAGCUGCUUUUAAAGCUCUAGAUGCUGAAAUUGUUCCUGAUUGGGUACUACCAGAUCCCAAGCCAGAAUUUCGUAAACAAUUAGCUAUAAAUUUAUUCUACAAGUACGUCCUAAGUAUAGCCCCAACGACCCUACUAAGCUUAAAAAAUCGAAGCGGUGGUACUAUACUCUCCCGAUCUGUUUCAAAAGGAACUCAACAAAUUUACAGUAACCAAAGUUUAUAUCCUUUAACUCAACCAAUGAUCAAACUAGAAGCAUUGGCUCAAACUUCUGGUCAAGCAAAGUACGUUUUGGAUAUUCCCGAUCUUCCUAAUCAACUCCACGCUAUUUUGGUUCAAGCAAAGAAGGUACCUGGUUCUACAAUUACUAGUAUUGAUACCCAGGUUGCUCUGGCACAGCCUGGAGUAGUUGCCUUUUUUUCUGCCAAAGAUAUACCGGGUGUUAAUAGCUUUGCUGUUCCAAAUUGCUUUCAGAAUAUAGUAGAAGAAGUGUUUUGUAGUGGAACUGUCAAGUACUAUUCGCAACCAGUCGGGAUUUUGGUAGCUGUGGACCACGAAACAGCUACCAUUGCAGCUAAUUUAGUAAAAAUAAGUGUUACAGCACCUAAGGAAGCUCCUUACAUUAAUAUAAGAGAUGUUUUGUCAAGGAAUGCUACUAGUCGUGUAAAUCACAAGACUUCGUUUAUACCGAAAGGCAAAGGUACAGACAUUAAAAAAGUUAUUAAAGGUGAAACCUACGUAGGAGGUCAGUACCAUUUUCACAUGGAAACUCAGACGUGUCUGGUAGUUCCUACUGAAGAUGGACUGAAUGUUUUUGCAUCCACACAAUGGAUGGACCAAGUACAAGGUGCAAUCUCUCAAGUUUUGAACAUGCCCUCACAAAAGAUCAGCGUUAUUGUAAGACGUUUGGGUGGUGGUUUUGGAGCUAAAGUUAGCCGAUCAGCCUUGAUCGCAUCAGCAGCUGCAUUGGCAGCUUCGAAACUGAACAAACCCGUGAGGAUUUGGAUGAAUUUCAACGACAACAUGGACAUAAUAGGCAAAAGGUUUCCUUGUCUAUGCCAGUACGAAGUUGGAGUCAACAGUUCUGGAAACAUUCAGUACUUAAAGGCUGAUAUAUACAGUGAUGUUGGUGUGGGGGGUAAUGAAUCCAUAGAAUUACUGAUUGUAGGACAGUUCCAGAAUUGUUACAUAGGAGAUUAUUUUGGAUACGACACAUACUAUGUUACUACGGAUAAUCCAGCAAAUUGUUUUACUAGAGCACCAGGAAAUUGUGAGGCAGUAACUUGUAUAGAAUCGAUCAUGGACCAUAUAGCUCACGAACUGAAGCUAGACCCUGUAUCUGUUCGUCAGGCGAACCUUGAUUCGAAAAACAACACUAUUUUGUUGAACAUUUGCAAAGAAAUCGAUCAAACUGACGAUAUCCAAGCCAGGAAAUCCAAUAUAACUUUGUAUAAUCAGGCUAAUAGAUGGAAAAAGAAAGGCUUGAGUUUGGUACCGAUGAGAUGGGACAUGGACGUAGUCGUUAGUCACAUGACAUUGGUAUCCAUUUACCAUCUGGAUGGGGGAGUUGCAGUUACACAUGGUGGUGUUGAAAUGGGCCAAGGAGUUAAUACAAAGGUUGCCCAAGUCUGUGCAUACAAAUUUGGAAUACCCAUGGAACAGGUUUCAGUGAAACCCAGUUACAACGUGAUAACUCCAAAUAAUUUCCCUUCUGGGGCUAGCUUAACUUCCGAGGGAGUUGUUUUUGCAUUGUUGAAGGCUUGCGAUGUGCUUCUAGACCGUAUUAAACCCAUUAAAGACAAGAAUCCAAACGCUAGUUGGAAAGAACUGAUACAGUUGUGUUAUGCAGCAAAUGUCAAUUUGAGUUCAAAUGGAUUCUAUGCCCCUACUCUACCCGAUGUCCACAACUAUCCAAUAUUCGGGUGCUGUGCCCUGGAAGUUGAAGUCGACAUCUUAACCGGAAAUCACCAAGUAACCAGGGUUGACGUCAUCGAAGACGUAGGUCAAAGCAUGAGCCCUUUGAUCGACAUAGGACAACUCGAAGGAGCCCUUGUUAUGGGCAUGGGAUACCAGUCCACAGAAGAACUGAUUUACGACACAAAAACCGGAAGAUUGACAAACGACAGGACAUGGAAUUAUAAGCCCUUCGGCGCUAAAGAUAUCCCUAUAGAUUUUAGGGUUAAAUUCCCUAAUAAUACUUUUAAUCCUGUUGGGGUUUUGAAGUCCAAGGCUAUAGCCGAACCUCCUUUGUGUUUGACGGUUUCUUUAGCUUUGGCAAUCAGGUUGGCGGUGGGUAAUGCUCGUAGGGAUGCUAAUGCUACGGCGUCGACUUGGUAUCCAAUAGACGGUCCAUCUACAGUUGAAAAUACGUUGCUCAAUACUUUGAAUAACUACACUCAAUAUACUUUGUAAUUUAGUGUUUUAUUAAUAAACUUAUAUUUUUAUCCUGUAUAUAAAUUAGAAUGUACUUGUUUAUAGUUAUAAAGAAUUUUAAAUGUGCUUAAAUCUAUCUACAUAAUAUAUUAAUAUAUAAAAUCCUGAAGU